Phycomyces blakesleeanus NRRL 1555(-) is the source of this 591-nucleotide messenger RNA. RefSeq lists its product as hypothetical. The record is from RefSeq and is a predicted model, not a curated record. NCBI's taxonomy places the organism in Eukaryota, Fungi, Mucoromycota, Mucoromycetes, Mucorales, Phycomycetaceae. The transcript has 7 exons. Bases 1 to 591 code for a protein of 196 amino acids.
AUGAGUUGUAUAAAUAAGAUAGGAAUUACACAAAUAUUGGUACUAAGUGAUUAUGACAAAGAAUUAUUUCUUUUUACUUUAAGUGCUAGCCACCUUAUAAAACCUCACAUUGAAUACCGUAACUUCCAAAAUCUUACAUGCACACAAGAGAGCGGAGAUACACUGCUUUCCAUAAAAGUAAAGGGUCGAAAUAGGGGCGGUUUUCUCUCUCGAAAAGCGUCCCCUAGAAUUACCUCAAAAAUCACCCUCAAAAUAGCCCUUUACCCCUAUAGAGUGUAUAGCUACUAUGUAUUGGUGGCAAUUAAGUUUUAUAAUGUGAACCAUUUGAAGGAAGUUAGCAAUAGGCCAUUUUCGUCUUUGAUAAAAAAAUACACCGGAAGGUUGAAAUCCGGGAUUUGCUUGUGUGAUACAGUUCUUGUCAUAAUUAUGGUCGAGUAUCACUCAGAUGCUAUUGAGGCCACACAGCUAAACAGCACUGAUUACUUUACCAUUCAAUUUAAAUCAACAUUUUUAAGGGCUAUUCAUAUACAAGGAUUUCAGGACCCAUGGCUCAUAGCCCAAAAAAAAUUGAUACGGAGAAUACAGCGCUGA